Molecule: messenger RNA, 1018 nt
Organism: Nestor notabilis (Kea)
Lineage: Eukaryota; Metazoa; Chordata; Aves; Psittaciformes; Psittacidae
Product: carboxypeptidase B-like
Exons: 9
Biological process (GO): proteolysis
Molecular function (GO): zinc ion binding; metallocarboxypeptidase activity
Source: RefSeq, a predicted model, not a curated record
AUGUGGGCACUCUCGGUUCUCAUAGGUGCUGCAGCUGUUUCUGCUCACCUGCAGGACCUUGCCUUUGAUGGGCAAAAGGUAUUCCGUGUGAUUCCACAGAAUGAUGAGCAGGUGGGAAUCAUCAAUUCACUUAGCAACAACAUGCAGGUUGACUUUUGGCAGCCAGCCUCUGCCACACUGGUAAGGCCAAGAAUGCAAGCGGAUUUCCGAGUUGAAGCUGACAAGUCUUUCGAGGUUGAAGAUCUUUUGAAAGAAAAUGGAGUGGAGUAUAGAGUUCUGAUCGACAACGUGCAGGCUGCACUGGAUGCCCAAUUUGACAGCAAAGCUCGUGCCACUGGACACAGCUAUGAAAAGUACAACAACUGGGAAACGAUAGCUGCUUGGACUGCUGAUAUUGCUGCUCAGAAUCCAAACCUUGUCUCUCGCAGUGUAAUUGGGAAAACAUAUGAAGGACGGCCAAUAUACCUUCUCAAAAUGGGAAAAAGUGGUCCAAAUAAGAAGGCCAUCUUGAUUGAUUGUGGUUUCCAUGCAAGAGAGUGGAUCAGUCCUGCUUUCUGCCAGUGGUUUGUGAAAGAAGCUGUUGAGACCUAUGGAAAAGAUACUGUCCUGACCACACUUCUCAACAGCUUGGACUUCUAUGUUUUGCCUGUUGUUAAUAUUGAUGGUUAUGUUUACACUUGGACAAAUAACCGCAUGUGGAGAAAGACACGCUCUAAAAAUACUGGUAGCCUUUGCGUUGGUACAGAUCUCAACAGGAAUUUUAAUGCUGGCUGGUGCACAACUGGGGCCUCAGACAACCCCUGUGAUUCCACUUACUGUGGCUCUGCACCUGAGUCUGAAAAGGAGACCAAGGCUUUGGCUGAUUUUAUUCGUGAACAUCUUUCUACAAUCAAGGCAUACUUGACGAUUCACUCGUAUUCCCAGCUGCUACUGUUUCCUUAUUCAUAUACUUACAAUUUACCAUCGAAUUACGAGGAACUGGUAAGUCUCUGUCAUUUUGACAUAAUGAAAAGCAUAA